Molecule: messenger RNA, 1550 nt
Organism: Prunus mume (Japanese apricot)
Lineage: Eukaryota; Viridiplantae; Streptophyta; Magnoliopsida; Rosales; Rosaceae
Gene: SPPL1
Product: SIGNAL PEPTIDE PEPTIDASE-LIKE 1
Biological process (GO): membrane protein proteolysis
Cellular component (GO): lumenal side of endoplasmic reticulum membrane; Golgi-associated vesicle membrane; cytoplasmic side of endoplasmic reticulum membrane
Molecular function (GO): aspartic endopeptidase activity, intramembrane cleaving
Source: RefSeq, a predicted model, not a curated record
CAUUGUAUAGCUCCGAGAAAGGGGACCUGCUUAAUCAGAGAGCAAGCGUUUUUCGAGCUCCUCCAAGUCCAAGGUUGCAUGGAUUUCUCUGCUCAAGUGUCAGACGGAGAAACAUUGCAACUUUGGUUGCGAAUGCUGUGACUGAUAACGUUUUUGGUAUGCAUUAAAAUCAAGUUUGAGAUAAAAAUUGGAACAAAUUGCGUGUUCAAUUAGUUAUGGAGCCCCUCUGGAAGCUUUUGUAUUUGCUGGAGCCUGCACCUAUUUCUCUAAUUGUAACAGCAGUAGGUGUGACUUUUGGAUCUGCAUUUCGCGCUCUUAAUUAUGGGAAAGAAAUGGAGAGAAAUCGUGAUUUAUCAGAAACAUCAAUUACAUUAGAUAGGUCCCAAGCUCUCAUGAUCCCAGUAAUGAGCUCUAUAAGCUUGCUUUUGAUGUUCUACCUGUUCUCUUCUGUCUCACAACUCCUCACUGUAUUCACAGCCAUUGCCUCUGUAUCCUCCCUAUUUUUCUGCCUAUCUCCUUAUGUAGCCUAUUUGAAGUCACAAUUUGGUUUUUCUGACCCGUACGUGUCAAGGUGUUGUUCCAAGUCAUUUACACGAAUCCAAGGGCUGUUACUGUUCUUAUGCAUUGGUACAGUUGUUGCUUGGCUUGUUACUGGACAUUGGGUAUUGAACAAUUUGUUGGGCAUUUCCAUAUGCAUUGCAUUUGUGAGUCAUGUCCGUCUUCCGAACAUCAAAAUCUGUGCAAUGCUCCUCGUCUGCCUAUUCGUAUAUGACAUAUUCUGGGUUUUUUUCUCCGAGAGGUUUUUUGGGGCGAAUGUCAUGGUAUCAGUGGCAACACAACAAGCUUCAAACCCUGUUCACACCGUUGCAAAUAGUUUGAGUCUGCCUGGGCUGCAAAUGGUAACAAAGAAAUUGGAAUUGCCCGUGAAGAUUGUGUUUCCCAGGAACUUAUUGGGCGGACUGAUUCCUGGAGGAGCCAGAGACUUCAUGAUGCUUGGUCUCGGUGACAUGGCAAUUCCUGCUAUGCUUCUGGCAUUAGUCCUAUGUUUUGAUCAUCGAAGGAGCAGGGAUUCGAUAAACCUGUUAGAAAUGCAUUCCUCCAAGGGGCACAAAUAUAUUUGGUAUGCCCUUCCCGGAUAUGCCAUUGGACUGGUUACUGCUUUAGCAGCUGGCAUUCUGACCCACUCACCUCAACCUGCUCUUCUUUAUCUUGUGCCUUCUACGUUGGGACCAAUUGUUUUCAUAUCUUGGAUAAGGAAGGAACUAGCAGAGCUAUGGGAUGGACCCUUGCCAAACUCGAACGAUAAAGCUCACCAGAUAGAAGUAUGAGCCACUUAUCAUUGUGGUCUUGCACCAGCUUAGUGCUUGCUUGCAGACCAAAUUGAAAGUUGUACAUUCACUUGGAAUUGGAAGUCCUAUAUUCCUACUUGAAAAACCUGAUAGGAAAUUAGCAAUCAGUGUUAAUGUUCUGAAAUCUGAUACUUCAAAUGUUCCGGUUCCAAUUCUUCGACAUUCCAUGUAUGGAAGGAAAUAUAUGCGUUGAUCUUGUCA